UCAGAAGGUUAUUCGGUCGUUGUCAGAUUGUGCUGCAAGUGUCAAAUAGUCAUGCAUCAUAUGUUCAGUACGUGGCGAAAUAAGAUUUUAAUAAGUGAUAACUUGAAAUUUUAUUAAAGUAACACAAAGGUUUUUAACUAUAGUGCACGUACUUAAAGUACAAAUUAAUAGCAAAGUAGUUUUAUGUGUGAAAAUUUACAAUGUCUAAAAGAAGUCAACCUAGUUGGUCCCCACCGGUUAAACCCGGGAAGAAGCCGGUUCUAAAGCUAUAUAACAGCUUGACUAGGCAAAAGGAAGAAUUUGUGUGCGACAAUGGCAAUCGAAUUAACUGGUAUAGCUGCGGGCCUACAGUGUACGACGCCUCCCAUAUGGGCCAUGCCAGAUCCUACAUAUCUUUCGAUAUAUUGAGACGAGUUAUGGCCAACUACUUUGGCUAUGACAUACUCUAUGUAAUGAAUAUAACAGAUAUAGAUGACAAAAUCAUAAAGAGAGCGAGACAGCAUCAUUUAUUUGAGAAAUAUGUUGAAGAGAAGAAAAGUCUGAAUUGUAUUAUAGAUGAUGCAACAUCGGUAGUGAAUUACUAUGAAACAAUUGUCAAAGAAGCCACCGACCCUGAUAAAAAGAAUGCCAUGCAAAAGACGUUAGACUGCAUUGCAUCAGCAGUUAAGAACUUAAAAGCAGCUGUGGAAAGCAAUGAUGAUGCAACAAUCACAAAUGCAAAGUGUGAGUUAUUACAAUCAGCCAAGGGUCCAAUAUCGGAAUGGCUAGACAGUCAAUAUGGGGCCACAGUCACAGACAAUGCAAUAUUCACAGCAUUGCCUAGGUAUUGGGAAAAUGAGUUCCAUAAAGAUAUGAAAGCAUUAAAUGUAUUACCGCCAGACGUAUUAACUAGAGUGAGUGAAUAUGUACCACAAAUAAUAAAGUUUAUUGAAAAGAUAAUAGAUAAUGGUCUCGCAUAUGAAUCAAAUGGCUCAGUGUACUUCAGUGUCAGUGACUUUGAUAAGAAUGACAAACACUAUUAUGCAAGAUUAGUGCCCGAAGCUUAUGGUGAUACAAAGUCAUUACAAGAGGGAGAAGGUGAUCUAACAGACGACACGAGCGAGAAACGAUCUCCAAAUGACUUUGCUCUAUGGAAGCGGAGUAAAGCCGGCGAACCUUCAUGGUCGUCGCCCUGGGGAGCGGGCAGGCCGGGCUGGCACAUCGAGUGCUCCGCCAUGGCGUCAGACGUGUUUGGUAGCAAGUUGGACAUACACACAGGGGGCGUUGACCUCAAGUUCCCCCAUCAUGACAACGAGCUUGCUCAAAGUGAGGCUCAUUUCGACCAGCCAGGCUGGGUGAACUACUUCCUCCACACUGGCCACCUCACGAUAGCUGGCUGCAAGAUGUCCAAGUCUCUGAAGAACUUCGUCACGAUAUCGGAAGCGUUGCGCCGUCACACUGCGAGACAGCUCAGGAUUGGGUUCCUCAUGCACGGCUGGAAGGAAACCCUCGACUAUUCGGACAACACCAUGGAUAUGGCGAUACAGUUGGAGAAACUGUUUAAUGAAUUCUUCCUGACGGUCAAAGAUGCAUUGCGUAGUGGUUACGACGAGGGCAGCGGCGGAGUAUGGGACGAGCAGGAACUACAACUGUCCAAUAAACUCUCCGCCGUCAAGGAACAAGUACAUGCCGCGCUCUGCGACAACAUCGACACACGCAGUGCUCUGGACGCUCUCCGUGAGUUAGUGGGCGCGGCGCAUGUAUACCUGCGCCACUCGACGCCGCGCCCCUCCCCGCUGCUGGCCGCCGCCGCGCGGUACGUCACCGACAUACUGCAUGUCUUCGGAGCUGUUGAAGGACCACGAGGAGGCAUCGGCUUCCCUGUGUCGGAUGGAAACAAUGUUUGCUUAGAAGACACAGUGAUGCCGUACCUGGAAGCGUUGAGUAAGUUCCGCAGCAGUGUACGCGACGCGGCGCGCGCUGCGCAGGCGCCGGCCGUGCUCGCACUCUGCGACAGGUUAAGGGACCACGACCUGCCCGAACUGGGCGUCAGGCUGGAGGAUAAGCCGGAUCGCACAGUAGUUAAAUUAGUGAGUAAAGAGGAAAUAAUGAAAGAGCGGGAAGAAAAGGCGAGACUCGAAGCAGAGAAACAAAAGAAGAAGCUAGAGUUACUGGAAGCGCAGCGUGCUAAGGAGGAACUUAAGAAGAUACCCCCCGGGGAACUGUUUAAACGGGAGACAGAUAAAUAUUCCAAGUUUGAUGAUAAAGGUCUUCCAACACAUGACCACGAAGGUAAGGAGCUCAGUAAAGGACUUGUGAAGAAGCUGCAGAAAUUGCAGCAAGCGCAGGAGAAGAAAUACAACGAGUACUUAGCGUCCAUCAACUCUUGCUGACCAAGGGCGUAGCCUUAUAUCAACAACAUAUAUUGUUGUGAAUCUUCGGAGAAUUGUAACAUAACAUAUGUCAUUGCCUGUUAUAAAUUACAUUUUAGAUGUUUCAAACCCAAAAUUGAUUUGAUAAAUUUCUUCAUCAUCGUCGGUCGGAGUUCUUGCAUUGUUAAACAAAGGUCUCCUUUAAAUUUUACGAAAAAGACAUGUAUAUGUCAUAUAUAUGUAUGCACAGUUGUACACAAAUAACUUCCAUCGCUAACAAGUAAAUUCUACUCAUAACAUUAUACACUUAUGGUCAGUGUGGUAUGAUAGUAUUACAUUAGGUCAAUUUAAAAAAAACACAAAUUACUAUUGCCUUUGCUGUACAUACUUUAUAGGAUAAAAUACUCUAAAUUAAAUGAAAAAUAUAAUUAUUGAGUUGGUGUGUCAGUUUCUUUAAAUUAUUUUCGUAUUUGGAACUGGGAUAGGUAAGUUUAGUUGAAUGGUAUAUAAAAUAGUAUUUUGUAUUUUUCGUUCAUGUUCAUAGUAACUUUGUCAUUUUUCUAAACAUUUUUCAUGCAUCAAUGGAAUUGAGUACAUUCCGAGUGAGUGUAUAAAUGAUUCAGUGUUUCAUUAAUUUAUAUUAAAAUUAUGCUUCUAUCGCUUAUUCUUAGUAACAAAUUAUGCUGCGUGGGUUUAGUUAAAUAUGUUUCUUUGUAUGUGUAUCCGAAUUUACUGCGAGUUUUGUGUGAUUGUAAUGAAGGUUUCAUGUUUGCUCACUAGUGGCGCCACUGUCGGAAAUAAUUCUGAAUUUACUACAGCGCUACUAGAGAUAAAUUCAAACGCAGUUACCUUCACAAAAUUAAAUAUAUUAUGCAUUUUUAACAACAAAGAUAAGAUUAUUUUCUUUAAAUGAUUAACAAGAGUUUGUGAAAAUAAUUUAAUCAGUUAAUUUUAAUUGCAUUCAGAAAGAAAGUAUGAAAUGAAAUAGAUACUCGCAAACUCAUGUUGUAAAGCAAUAAUUGUUUCAGUAUUAAAACUUUGUAAAUUAAUACAUACAAUGAAUAUUUAUUUACUUUUUCAUAUUCCGUUGCAUUUUGUUGCAAUAAAAACUUAGCAUUCUUACUA
Spodoptera litura is the source of this 3476-nucleotide messenger RNA. It is a transcript of the gene CysRS, whose product is annotated as cysteine--tRNA ligase, cytoplasmic. The record is from RefSeq and is a predicted model, not a curated record. Gene Ontology annotation, cellular component: cytoplasm. Lineage: Eukaryota; Metazoa; Arthropoda; Insecta; Lepidoptera; Noctuidae. Gene Ontology annotation, biological process: cysteinyl-tRNA aminoacylation. Gene Ontology annotation, molecular function: ATP binding; cysteine-tRNA ligase activity.